UCAUUUUACAUUUGCGGCCCCCUCUCCUCUUCAUUCUACAAGACAAAAAUCGAUUCCUGCUUUCUCUGUUCGGCGUCUCCGCCGUUCGGUCUCUCCGUCAUCGCCUUGCUAGUGUCCGUCUCAGGUCUCUUCCGUUAUUCGAUUUCCGAGUCUCCUCCGUCUCCGCCUUGCGAGUGUCAGACUCUCAACCUCACUCAGGAGAAAUCGAAGAUCAUAACGGCAAUUGAUCUCGGAGACAUGGACGAAGUAGCAGAAGCAGUGGAGAAGACGAAGAGAGAAUGGGAAGACACGUACGAGAAGACGAUCGGGCACAUCAAGGCGAUACAAGAGUACGACAGAUCCAGAAGGGGAGGAGACGGCGAUGGAGGGAAGAUUUCGCUGCAGAGGCUCAAUGGAUUGGCUCAGGACGGUUUCUCUCUCCUCGAUUCUCUGCAAUUCAACUUGGAUCUUCUCGCUCCUCAACUUCCUUCCGAUGAUCAGGUUCAAUCUACCCAGUCGCUGCUCGAUUCAUGGAGGAAUCGAUACAACAGUUUACGGAUACAUCUUAGAAAUGCUAACUUGCAAGCAAAGGAUAACAAAAGGAAAGCUGCUCAGGAAGAGAGAGAGCUUCUUCUGGGUGGCGGAACGGAGUCCACAGUUCGCAGACGUAACCUACAGACAAAGGCUGGCAUGACAUCAGCUGCUGAAAGCAUCAGUGAAAGUCUCCGGCGGACACGACAGCUGAUGGUUCAGGAGGUCGAAAGAAGUACAAACACACUCAUGCUUUCUGAGGAAUCUACCGGAGUACUUAGAAAGGCUGAGAGUGAAUACAAGGGACAUCGGUCAUUGUUGUCGAGGACCAGGAAUCUACUUUCGACAAUGCAACGCCAAGAUGUAAUCGACAGGUUAAUUCUUGCAGUUGGAUUUCUCCUUUUCUCUUGUGCUGUCCUAUAUGUUGUUUCCAAGCGUAUUGGAAUCCUGAAACUACAAAGAAUGGCUACCGCCACCAUAAAAGCUGGAAUGGCUGGAAAAGCAGCUAAUGGAGCAGGAGGGUUAGGAGAUGAUUGUAGAGGAAAGAAAGAAACAGGUAAAGAAGAGGAGAGGAGGACCGGUAGCUGCUCGUUCGCGGUCAGGCUAAGAGCCAGAAGUUCUUGUGGGUCUAGGUGUUGAGAAUGUAGCCUCGUUCUGGCCCUUCUUCUGCACACCAACACAGUUAUCAGUUUCAUGGUAUGGAAAGAGACAUUGAAUCACGAUGAUGAGGAUCCACCCGAUGAAUUGAAGGAUACGGAAGGAGAAGAAGACGAGAGGAAGCUCGGUAAUCUGAGGAAAUUCGAGAAAGUGUUCUUCCACGAUGUGGGCGUCCUGUUCGAACAUGGCGUGCGAGAGAGCAGCCAUCGAUUCCCGAGACGGUUUUUUUUUCUAAUGGAUUGGAGAAAGAUCAGAAAUUUCAGGACAUAGAUCACAUCACGAUUCGCUGUCACACCGUUUGUUUGGUGUUUUGUUAAUUUUAGGAGACCAAUUUCGACAAAAUCUUUUAAAAAAAAAUUCAAGAGCAUUUCCAAAUGCAGGAAACUACUCAUA
This is a messenger RNA of Tarenaya hassleriana, 1560 nucleotides long. RefSeq lists its product as uncharacterized. Gene Ontology annotation, molecular function: SNAP receptor activity. NCBI's taxonomy places the organism in Eukaryota, Viridiplantae, Streptophyta, Magnoliopsida, Brassicales, Cleomaceae. Gene Ontology annotation, cellular component: endoplasmic reticulum; SNARE complex. Gene Ontology annotation, biological process: retrograde vesicle-mediated transport, Golgi to endoplasmic reticulum. The coding region runs from base 238 to 1149 and encodes 303 amino acids. The transcript is spliced from 11 exons. The record is from RefSeq and is a predicted model, not a curated record.